Cryptomeria japonica (Japanese cedar) is the source of this 441-nucleotide messenger RNA. RefSeq lists its product as uncharacterized. Gene Ontology annotation, molecular function: nucleic acid binding; RNA-DNA hybrid ribonuclease activity. The record is from RefSeq and is a predicted model, not a curated record. The transcript has a single exon. Lineage: Eukaryota; Viridiplantae; Streptophyta; Pinopsida; Cupressales; Cupressaceae. Bases 1 to 441 code for a protein of 146 amino acids.
AUGGAUAAAAAUAAACUUCGAUGGGCAUCUAGAGGAAACCCGGGAACCUCAGGUGUGGGGGUAGUGGUGAGAAAUGACAAAGGGUCCAUCAUCUUCAAAGGAGCCCGUCGUCUGCAGGAUGGAACAAACAACGAAGCAGAGGCUUGGGCGGCACUCCUGGCAACUGAGUUGGCCUUAAACAUGAAAGUCCAACAGUUGCAUCUGGAAGGAGACUCCCAAGUGGUCAUCAAUGCAAUCACUAAGGGCAAUACUCCAUCAUGGAAAUUAUCUCGUUGGGUGGCGAUCAUCCGAGAGAAACUCAAUCUUUUUGAGGAAUUUCGAGUAUCCCACAUCAGGGGAGGUGCAAAUGCAGUGGCAGAUCUACUCUCCAACAUUGGAUGCGACAUGACUAGCCAAAUGGCCAAGUGGUGGAAGGGAGAUGGAGUAUGGAAGUGGUCUUAA